AUGUUCCUAAAAAAAAAUCAAGAUAAUUGGCAAUUUUCUGGUUUAACUAUUGAAGAAUGUAAAAUAGCAAUAAAUAAUGAAUGGGAUAAUGAAAAUAAUAAUUUAAUAUUAAAUUAUUACAUUAAACAUCGAAAUUUUAAAAAAAUAAAUGUUUUAAAAAUAAAAAAAUCUGAAUUAAAUAAAUCACUUGAUAUUCUUGACAAAAUUAAUGAAAAAAAUAGAAAUACAUUUAAAUCAUUAUCUGAAGAUUUUGAAAUAAAUAAUAUAAAUAAUUUAGAUAAUAAAUUUUUAUCAUGUAGUACAAAAAAAGAAGAUCUCUUAAAAAAAGUAACACCAGAAUUCUUGAAUAAAUUUUUGGAUAAUUUUCUUCAAAAAAAAGGUGAUGAGAAUUUAGUAGAAAAAAAUCUUAAUGGAUGGUUAAAAGGAGAAGAUCCUUUACUUAACCAAGAUAAAUUAAGAGGAUAUAUAUCUGGUGCUAAAGUUAUAGAAAAAAAAUCAGAACUUGAUAAAUCAUUAGCUGAUAGUUUUGCUAAAAUAAAUGAUACUACUAUAAAACUCAAAAAAGAUGAAGAAUUAAAACUUAAAAUAGUUGAUGUUAAUGGACCAGGAAUUCUUUCUAUUCUAACAGGUAGUGAAUUAGCAGCCGAUGCUGAAAAUCAUCAUAAUACCUGGUUACAAUAUAGUAAUGCACAUUUUCCAAAUACAAGUUAUCAAGUAGUACAACCACUAAUAAUUAGAAUGGAAUAUAAUACUUUAUUAAUGAGUGCUACAUUUCCUAAAAAAAACUUUUCUAUAUCAACAUCAAAACCAAGAAAAGUAUAUUCUAUAACUAAAUUUUUUAAUCAAACAGAAUGGGAAAAUGAAAAAAUACAAAUAUUUUUUAGAACAACUGCAAAUGAAUAUUCUAGAAAAAUAAAUGGUGAAGAAGAUACUGAUGCUAAACCAAUAUUAAAAUCAGAAUUAACAUCAAAAAAAUUUAAAUUAUUAGAAGAAAGUGAUAUAUCCUUUGUAAUAUUUGAUAAUACAAAUUCAUCUGCUAUAUCUGGUAUAACUGAAGGAAUGCCAUCUGAACCAGAAGCAGAAAGAUGGAUUUAUAAUGAAAAAGAUGUUCAAUACUUAUCAGUUACAAGUAUGGUCCAACAAAUAGGUCAUGUUGGACAUUUAAAAAAAGAAAAAGCUUUUUUAACUACACAACAAUUAAAAGAAUUAAUACCAAGUGAUAAUAUUGUAUUUCAUCUAAUAAGUGGAACAAUGCUUCUUUUAAGUGAAGAACUAAUGAAAAAAUUAAACACAUUGAAAGCUGUUAUAAUUGGUGUUAAAGGAAAUCCUAAACUAAGUUUUGCUAAUCAAAUAUGUCCUAUAUAUGAUAAUUUACAAGAUCCAGAUGUAAAAGAUCCAAAUUUAUGGGUUUUACAUACAGAAG
Molecule: messenger RNA, 1423 nt
Organism: Cetraspora pellucida
Lineage: Eukaryota; Fungi; Glomeromycota; Glomeromycetes; Diversisporales; Gigasporaceae
Source: the annotation of a GenBank genome assembly